Molecule: messenger RNA, 10977 nt
Organism: Astyanax mexicanus (Mexican tetra)
Lineage: Eukaryota; Metazoa; Chordata; Actinopteri; Characiformes; Acestrorhamphidae
Gene: slc8a3
Product: solute carrier family 8 member 3
Exons: 8
Coding region: 492-3278 (928 amino acids)
Biological process (GO): cell communication; sodium ion transmembrane transport; calcium ion import across plasma membrane
Cellular component (GO): axon; sarcolemma; postsynapse
Molecular function (GO): calcium:sodium antiporter activity
Source: RefSeq, a predicted model, not a curated record
UGCCGGCCGAGGAUGCGCGUGCAUGCGUGCGUGUGUGUACCGCGAGUUCGGGACGAAAUCUGGACCAGAGGGAGGCGGAGGCAGGAGCAGCGCGAGGACUAGGAGCAGGGGGAGGAGGAGGGUGAUGAUGAAGAUGAUGAAGAUGAUGAUGAUGAUGGAAACAGAGGCGACUCCGUCUCUCUGAUCCGGGAGAUGAGUGGCGGCUCGUGCGCGCGCGCGUGCGGUUUUCGUGCAGGGCUUGCGGUGAUGCUUCUACUGUCGCUCACGAGCGAGAAGGAGAGAACGUGAGGAGCAGGAGGAGGAGGACCGGACAGGAAGGCAGGCGCUCGUGCUCACCGCUGUCGUUGCUCAUGGAUUGCGCGAGCCUGCGAAUUCUCCACGACGCCUCAAUCUGACAGCGUGCGCGAGGUGGUGAGCUUAGUGUGGAACCAAAGAUCACCCAGUUCUGGAUCUCAGAAGGACCUGUAGAGUGGACGGACCCUUGAGGGUGCAUGGAGCGCUCAAGGACAACGCAAGCGCGGCCAGGGACUCGCACCUGCCUCUGGUUGGGCCUUGUCUCUGUGGCAGCAGCCUUUGUAUGUGCAGAGGCUCGGGCUGUGCCGACCCCCGACACGCCGGCCAAUGUGACUUGCACGGAUGCAACGCCAAAAUGCAAACCGGGUAUCAUCUUGCCCAUAUGGUACCCCGAAGAUCCUUCCAUGGGCGACAAGAUCGCCAGGGUCAUUGUGUACUUUGUAGCCAUGAUCUACAUGUUCCUGGGGGUUUCCAUCAUUGCCGACCGCUUCAUGGCAGCCAUCGAGGUCAUCACCUCUCAGGAGAAGGAAAUAGUGGUCAAAAGGCCCAAUGGGGAGACGACUACUACCACCAUCCGGGUUUGGAAUGAGACUGUGUCCAACUUGACACUAAUGGCAUUGGGCUCCUCUGCCCCAGAGAUCAUGCUGUCUGUCAUUGAAGUAUGCGGGCAUGAAUUCCACGCAGGGGAACUUGGGCCAUCCACUAUCGUGGGUAGCGCUGCGUUCAACAUGUUCGUCAUCAUUGGCCUGUGUGUGUCGGUGAUCCCUGACGGCGAGGUGCGCAAGGUGAAGCAUCUUCGGGUCUUCUUUGUUACUGCCGCUUGGAGCGUUUUUGCAUACGUUUGGCUCUACAUGAUCCUGGCAGUCUUCUCACCCAAUGUGGUGCAGGUUUGGGAAGGCCUAGUGACGCUAGCCUUUUUCCCGAUCUGCGUUCUUUUGGCCUGGGCAGCAGACCGUCGCCUGCUCUUCUACAAGUUCUCCCACAAGAAGUACAGGACUGACAAGCACCGCGGCGUCAUCAUUGAGACAGAAGGUGAGCGUUCCAAGGGUGGCAUUGAGAUGGAUGGCAAGAUGGUGAAUUCGCACUUCAUGGAUGGUGCCAACAGCAAUCUGAUAAGCUUAAUGGAAGGCAAGGAGAUGGACGAGUCUCGCAGGGACAUGAUCCGCAUCCUGAAGGACCUCAAGCAGAAGCACCCAGAGAAGGAGUUGGACCAGCUGGUGGAGAUGGCCAACUACUAUGCCCUUUCUCACCAGCAGAAGAGCAGAGCCUUUUACCGCAUCCAGGCAACACGAAUGAUGACGGGUGCUGGGAACAUCUUGAAAAAACAUGUGGCAGAACAGGCAAAAAGAAGCGCUAGUGUUCAGGAGGUCCACGUCGAGGAGCCAGAGGACUUUGUGACGAGGAUCGCAUUCGAGCCUGCCACAUAUCAGUGCCUGGAAAACUGUGGGGCCGCCCUGAUUACUGUUGUGCGCAAAGGUGGCGAUGUUGCCAAGACCAUCUAUGUGGAUUACAAGACGGAAGAUGGUUCGGCUAAUGCUGGCGCGGAUUACGAGUUCACCGAGGGCACCGUGGUGUUUAAGCCCGGUGAGGUUAUAAAGGAGAUCACUAUCGGCAUCAUCGAUGAUGACAUCUUCGAGGAGGAUGAGCACUUCUUUGUGCGCCUUAGCAACGUCCGAAUCCUGGAGCUGGAGGAUGAGGUGCUGUCUCCGAACAGUUUGCCCUACCCCAAGGCUGUGUUAGGAUUUCCAGCGGUUGCCACAGUUACCAUCCUCGAUGAUGACCACGCCGGCAUCUUCACAUUUGAAAGUGAGUCUGUUCACGUAAGCGAGAGCGUUGGCAUCAUGGAGGUGAAGGUGUUGAGGACAUCUGGGGCUAGAGGAACUGUCAUCGUACCUUUCCGAACUGUGGAGGGACUCGCCAAGGGAGGUGGAGAGGACUUUGAGGACACAUACGGGGAAUUGGAGUUCAAAAAUGACGAGACCUGUAAAACUGUUCAGGUCAGGAUUAUUGAUGAUGAAGAAUAUGAGAAAAAUAAAAACUUCUUCCUGGAGCUGGCUGAGCCUCGCAUGGUGGACAUGAGCCUGCAGAAAGCUCUGUUGUUAGCUGAAGAUAUUCCUGAAAGGAAGAUGUCAUCAGAGGAAGAGGAAGCAAGGAGGAUAGCUGAGAUGGGAAAACCAAUCCUGGGUGAGCACUCCAAACUGGAGGUCAUCAUAGAGGAGUCCUACGAGUUCAAGAGCACAGUGGAUAAGCUGAUAAAGAAGACUAACCUGGCCCUGGUUGUGGGCACUAACUCGUGGAGAGAGCAGUUUAUGGAGGCCAUUACGGUCAGUGCAGGAGAUGAGGAUGAAGAUGAUGCAGGGGAGGAACGGCUUCCGUCCUGUUUUGAUUACGUGAUGCAUUUUCUGACGGUCUUCUGGAAGGUUCUGUUUGCCUGUGUUCCUCCCACUGACUACUGGAAUGGCUGGGCGUGUUUUAUCAUCUCUAUUGUCAUCAUUGGCCUGCUAACGGCCGUAAUCGGUGACCUGGCCAGCCACUUCGGCUGCACCAUCGGCCUGAAAGACUCCGUCACGGCUGUGGUGUUUGUAGCUCUUGGCACGUCUGUGCCAGACACCUUUGCCAGUAAAGUCGCAGCCGUCCAGGACACGUACGCGGACGCCUCCAUUGGUAACGUAACCGGUAGCAAUGCCGUUAACGUUUUCCUGGGUAUUGGAGUGGCCUGGUCCGUCGCUGCCAUCUACUGGCACAUGCAAGGGAGAGCGUUUGAGGUCCCGGCGGGUUCCCUUGCCUUCUCCGUCACACUCUUCACCAUCUUUGCCUUCCUGGCAGUGAGUGUGUUGCUGUACCGGCGGCGGGCGCACAUUGGCGGGGAACUGGGUGGCCCCCGCAGCCAUCGCAUCUUUACCACCCUCUUCUUCCUCAGCCUGUGGUUCCUCUACAUCCUCUUCUCCAGCCUGGAGGCCUACUGUCACAUACAGGGCUUCUGAAGUGGGAGAGAGUGGGAGAGAGAGGGAGAAGGACUAAGAGAUGUUAUAGAGCAAAAAAGAAGAAAAGAAAGGAGGGAUGGAGCGACAGAGGAGGAAAGAACAGAGAGAAGGUGGAUUAAUGAUGAGGAGAGAGAGAGAUUUAUGUUUUAUAUGCAGCAGUUAGAGCAGUACAGUGCUGUGAUUUACACAGUUGGUAUGAAGAAUAGCAAAGUUUUACACACAUAUUUAGCUGGACUGGACUAAAUCAAGACAGAUUACACUGAACCAGAUUAAAAAAGUAGAUCCAGCAGAACUGUAUCAACCCACAGUCAAUAAAACCAGACUGGACUGAAAUGUAGCAGAUCAAGCAAGCGUGGUCUUAAUCAGGCUGAAUUGGACUAAAUCAUGUUAGAUUUGAAAUCAAAUUAGGUAAAACCACAUUAGACUCAUCUGAACUAGACUAAAUAAAGUCUGACUGGACAGAAAUGGAUUGGGUCAAGCCCAGCAGGCGAUUUGACAGGACUGAUCAAGCCAGGAGGCAACGGCAUGAACGUAACUUAACUGCACUGGACUGAACCAGACUCUUAUCAAGACAGAUCAGAGUGGGCUUUACUGUAUCAAGCGGGACUAGACAGAAUUUGACAGGACUAUAUGAAGCUGUAUCAGCCUAGAUUGAACUCCACUGUACUGUAUCAAAUCGGACUGCUUUUUAGCCAGAAUAGACUGUAUCAAGCUGGACUAGACUGAAAUAUCCUCGACAGGACUGUGUUGUAUCAGGCUGAAUUUACCCAAGUCAAGCUUGGACUAAACUAUUUUAAAGUGGACUGGACUAGACUGAAACAGGCUGCACCAUAUCAGACUUGACCGGAUUGUAUCAAGCCACACUGGACUGUAUUAAGCUGUACCGGACAAGACUAGACUUAACUAGACUUGACUGGACUGUAUUAAAGCCAGACUGCACUAGAUUGAACUGGACUGGAUUAUAUCAAGCUGAACUGGACAAAAUCAUUCUUAACUAUCAAGCCAGACUGGACUCGAUUGAACUAUACUGGACUGUAUCAUGUCGGACUACACUGAACCAGACUCAACUGUAUUAAGUUGGACUAGAAUAAAUUAGGCUGACCAUACUUACGCUAGUUUAAACUUUACUGGACAAUUGAACCAGACUGGGUUGUAUCAAGCUGGACUAGACUAAAAUAGACUCGUCUGUUUUAAGCCAGACAUAACUAGACUGGACUGUAUUAUAUCAGGUUGAACUGAUCUUACUCAAGCUAGUUCAAACUGGACUAUACCGUAUUUUAUCAAACCAGACUGGACUGUUAUCAGGCUGGACUGAACCAGACUGGACUGUUAUCAGGCUGGACUGAACCAGACUGGACUGUUAUCAGGCUGGACUGAACCGGACUUGGCUGUAUCAGGCUGGACUAAACCGGACUGGGCCGUAUCAGGCUGGACUGGACUGACUGUAUUGGGCUGGACUGUAUCAGGCUGGACUGGACUAAACCGGACUUGCCUGUAUCAGGCUGGACUGUAUCAGGCUGGACUGGACGGGACUUGGCUGUAUCAGGCUGGACUAAACUGGGCUGGACUGUAUCAGGCUGAACUGAACUGGGCUGGACUGUAUCAGGCUAGACUGGACCAGACUGGACUGAACCAGACUGGACUGCACUGAACCCGACUGGGCUGUAUCAGGCUGGACUGAACCGGACUGGGCUGGACUGAAUCGGACUGGGCUGUAUUAGGCUGGACUGAACCGGACUGGGCUGGACUGAACCGGACUGGGCUAUAUCAGGCUGGACUGGACUGGACUGGACUGCAUCAGGCUGGACUGGACUGCAUCAGGCUGGACUGGACUAAACCGGACUGGGCUGUAUCAGGCUGGACUGGACUGACUGUAUCAGGCUGCACUGGACUGUACUGUAUCAGGCUGGACUGAACCGGACUGGGCUGUAUCAUGCUGGACUGGACUGGACUGUAUCAGGCUGGACUGAACCGGACUGGGCUGUAUCAGGCUGGACUGGACUGGACUGUAUCAGGCUGGACUGAACCGGACUGGGCUGUAUCAUGCUGGACUGGACUGAACCGGGCUGGACUGCUUAGUGAAAUGGGAAAGGUUAGUGAGAUGAGAGGAACACUCGUCCCUCCAGUUAGCAUUCUGCCUCUCUCUCUCUUGUUCGCUCUCUCUCUCUCUCGCUGUGUCUGAGAGUGUGUGCAGGAGGGGACACACUAAGUGCAGUCGGAGCUUUUCACAAUCUCUAUUUUUCUCACUGAGCUGCUGAGAACGACUCUUUUCUAACGAAGUAUUUUGGGAAAAAAAGAUGACACUAAAAAAACUACAAAAAGAUUAAAGAACUAUUUUCUGAUCUAAACAGAGACGAAACUAUUUCAGCAGAAAAUGAAGAAAUAUAUAAUACUUACUGGAAAUCUGUUACUGAGGGACAUUCGGGGGGGUGCAUUACGCUGUUUCUUUUUCGUUUGCUUAGUUUGCUUGAACUCACAAGCUUACUCAAAACACACACACACACACACAUACAGGCCAAAGUGAAGACACAUAACGGGGGGAAGUGAAGAACACCGGAUUACAAAACAGAGAAGCAAGAAGAGAACGAAGGAGAAGAAAAGGAGAAAACAAACAUUUCUGAGACGUUUCUCUAACACUGCAUUUCCUCAGUCAUGGAUCAGCUGUGUGUGGAGUACGCUGUGUGAUGAUAAGUGUGAAGUGUGUGUUCAUGUUUUUUGUAGAUUUUGUGCAUUUUUAAAGAUGUGCAUUAUCACUCCCACAGCCCCCACCAUUCCCCCUCCCCUUUUAAGAUCGGGAAUCAAUAGAGAGAAUGAGGGAAGGAGGGAAUAGAAGAGAAAGGUGAUGAAGGGUCACAGAGAGGUCAGUUACACAAACAUUAUUUUUUAUUUUGAAAAAGGAGAGCUGCUUUGUGCUACACAUACGUCUUAAUUUAAAAUCUAGUUUAGUAAUACGACUAUAUUAUGCUCUAAAGAAGCUGGAGCCAACUUCAUAUCUCUCUCUCUACUUCUCCAUAUAUAUACAUAUAUACACAUACACAGUCAUAUACAAAGACUGCUUUCAAUUUCUACACAGUUCUAUUCUAUUCUGACGCAAUUUCUAUUUAUAUAUAAAAAUAUUUCUGCACAUUUUAUACACAAUUUCAAUUUAUUUACUAAUAUUAGCAUUACAAUAUUAACUCAUAUUGUAUUUAAUGUAUUAUUUAUUUUGUAUAUAUCAUUAUUCAUGUGUCCAUGAUACAAUUGCAGUAAUUUGGAGCUUCCACAGCAAGUGAAUUUAGCAAGAUUGGAUAUUUAUGUGGAAAGUAUUUUUUUAGUCAAAAAUACCAUUUAAUUCCAAUAUUAAAUGUAGGUUUAGUUUAUAAAAAUGUGACAAAACAAAAAUAUCAAAGUGUCACGUGUAGUCCAGAGAAAGGAUUGAGAAUUGAGUUGGGGUAACGAUACAUAUUAUAUGAUACAAAAGAUAUAAUAGGGACACUAAUAUCAUAAAGAACUAAUUUACACACACAAUGUAAGCAGCAAUUGUGUAUUAGAAUGUGCAGAAGGGUGUUUCUGUGGAGAAUGAGACUUAUUUAUACAUCAACUAAACAUGAAGUCCCAAAUGUUCACAUAAACUAUAUAUUUAUAUAAGAGAGCCAAAUGAAUCAAAUAAAACUUAAAGUUUUAAUUAAUAAUUAAGAGAAAACACGAGAGGAAUCAUAUCCAUUUAUUCUGCUGCAGUGGCUUCAGUCCAGUACUGACCGCAGACUUCUUGUGCCUGUUUCGGUGGGCAGAGGUGUUUAUAAUCGAAGCACUGACCGGCUGAACUGUCACCUCACAGUGAUUCAAUUCAAUUACGAUUCUUUAGGGCACAUCAUGAGUUGAUUCAGUUGGAUCACUUUUUUUCUUUUAAUAGAAUAAACACUUUUGUUGUUAAAUCAAGGCAUUUUUCAUGCCUGUAUGAUGAAUUGGAAUAGAUAUUUAACAUAUAUUAGAUUAGCGAAUUAUAAAAGAGAAGUAUCCGAGAGCCUAAAACCAAAGAGCAGGACCCUCCUGUGACCUCCUGACCCUUGUGUGGAAAGACCACGCAUAAUGUACCCUGAGUGUGUGUGGGUGGGGAUUUCCUGGUGUAAUGAUGUGUGUGUGUGUGUGUGUGUUCAGCUUGUUACACAGUCUUAUCCAACCUGACUCUUUUAUAGAAUGGGGAAGGUGUAAUUAUUGCAUUCAUCCACUAGAAGUCAGAAAAAAACAUGGGUAUUCAGUUAAAACAUGUUAAUAUAUUAAUAUUUAUACAUUUACUUUCAGACAGCUGUGUCACAGUAUGUGUGUGUGUGUGUGUGUGUGUGCGCGCGUGUUAUAUAGGAGCCAGAUCAUAUACACAUACACACACCAGUGCUGCGGUUUGUUGCUUUUUCAGUGGCUUAUUUUUAUACAUAUUUUAGUUUUUGUUACAUUUAUGUUACAAUAGAAAUGACCAGUUCUUAAAACACACAUAUACACACUCACACUCACACAAUGCCUGGCUGAUUUUCAUGCAAGUGCAUUUUUUAUGAUCUGGCUUCUCUCGCUGGCUGUCUAGUGGCUUUAAUAGACAAACACACGCGGUCAAACUGCACUUUUGGAGAAGAUUAAAGUGAAAAGGUUGACGUUCUGCUGAAGGACCUUCACCUCCAGAACCUGUCUGUGCAAGUCUUCUGCCUUUUACUCCUCUUUCUACUUCUCCUUUUUUCUCAGUGUGUGUGUGAGGAAUGUGUGUUAAGCGUAAGCAAACCUUUCCUUUACCUGCGCUCACACACACAAACAUAUACAGUAUAUAAAUAUAUAUAUAUAUGCACACAGAAAUUAGUGCAAAAAAGAAAAAAGCAUAAAUAUUUAUGAAGAAGAGAAAUAUCACUGCUGUAUAUUUUUAUACAAUCUUCACUUUCUGACACCCGAAUUGCUUCCGGUGAGCCCUUUGGCCUUUUUGACCUUUUGACCCGUUUGUGCGCGUGUGUGUGUGUGUGUGUGUGUGUAUGGGUGUGUGUGUAUGGGUGUGUGUGAGCCCCCCUGCUGUUGCCUAUAGAGUCUCUCUGCACACUGUAAAUGGUUUUAAUAUGAAAAUCCAGCUAUUCUGGGCCACCAGGUGGGGGUGGGCGGGUGUUGUGGUGGGGAGGGGGGCGAAGCAGAUGUGAAAUAUGAACUAUAUCUUUGCUGUUUACAUAUCAUGAUGUUUUCAAUUAUGCACAUUCUGUUGUUUUUAAUGGUUGUGUGUAGCGGAGUGUGUGCAGGUGACCUGAGCUCAGUGCUGACGUCCAUGGGGCUCACUCAGUGAAACCUCCACCCCAAAGCAGCCAAUGAUGAUCAUUUACAGUCAGGCGCUGAGCUGGUCUGUUCCAUUUACUUACAGUCUUAAUCAGAUCUCAGAGCCGCUGAAGAGAGGACAAAACAAAGUUAGUUAAAUAAAAAUAUCUAAUAUUUUUUUAUUUUGAGAUUAUUAUAUAUUACUUCCUUGUACUUGUUUUAAUUAAUUAAACCAACUAAACGUGUUUUAUUGUAUUGACAGAACAUGUUACUUAAUAAAGCAAAACAUUUGCUUUAUUAUAACACUUAAACCAUCAAAAAUACCUCCCAAUGGAAUCAGACACUUUCAGUAGAUUAAAUUACUUAAAACAAGGAACAGUGAGUAACAAUUAAGAUGAAUAUUCGUAUACCACUCUGAAAACAAAGCACCCAGAUCAACCAUUCCCUUUCCUUUUUUUGAAAUAAAGCCAAAAUUAUGUAGAGUUUGCACCAGAGGCGGACUCAUUCAGUAGACCCGCCCCUUUCUUCAAAGCCAAGUGUGUUUAAAGUCCAAUUUACACUUCUGCGUCAAACCCACAACGUAGCCUGAUGUGCACCUCCCCAGAAACAUAGCUAACUUACUGUUCAAUGCACGACGCAAACAGCGGCAGCUUUGAUUGAUCCACGAGCCUCGUCUUCCCGCCCACAUUUUCCCGCCUUUGUGGGGGUUAAACUGCAGAGCGACGUAGAAUCACAGACAAAUUAAUACCGAAGUAUAAACGUGCACAGUCAUGUAGGGCACUUGUGUUGACUUGACACAGAAGUAUAAACCAGCCUUAAUGCUGCCCUCAAAUCCAUAUCAGAAUCUCAUGUUCAGACCCGUAAGUAUAAUUUUUAAUCUAAAACAACGUAAACACACUUAAAAAAAUGGUUUAUCCUUUAAUUCUGUACAUGCAGUACCAGUCAAGGUUGGACACACUUUAAAUUCAGUGGUGUUUCUUUAUUUUAAAAUGUUCUGCAUUGUAGAUUAAUUCUAAAGUUAUUCAAACAAUGAAGAACAAGAAAUGGAAUAAUUAAGUAAAAGAGAUUUUCUAAACGUUUUAUGGGGUCAGUUUUAGUUUUAUGAAGUAGAGUCAAUGUAGAAUGGCUUUCAGUUAACAGCUGUGCUGAACAGGUUAAGAGUUAAUUACUUAAAUUUCUUGCCUCCUAAUGUGUUUGGGAGCAUCAGGUGUAAAGUUGUGAAGAGGUAGAGUUGGUAUACAGUGAAUUUGUAUUUGAGUAAUGUUCUAAUGUCCUAGGUAAAGAAAAUAAUACUUUUAAAAAACUAAAAAACUUUUGAAAGCAUCCUCAAGUGCAGUCUCAAAGACUAUCAAAAAUGUUAUAAUGAAACUGACUCUCAUCAGGACCGCCCAAGAAAGGAAAACCAAGAAUUGCUUCUUGUAUUUUGGUUUGUUUAACAUUUUUUAGGUUUACCACAUGAUUGCUUAUGUAUUCUUUUUUAUUUUGGAUUACUUAAAAAAAGAAAAAUAUUGAAGAGAAGGUGUGUCCAACAUUUGACUGGUGUUGUGUAUUCACAAGUACUGCAAACAAAUUAUACAAACAAAGAGUAACAUAAGAGUAUUUAGUUAGCAUUUUUGUUCCAGUAAGACACAGUGUAUCAGUAGCACAUGCGUAUCUAUUUAUUUCAUGUGCGGAUGGGAGCAAACCAAUAAAAAAUAGGCUGAAGUUGCUUUUAAAUCAGUGGUUUCUAUUAACUCCCCCAACUCAAUCCAAGUUGGUACUCCCACGUUUACAACUAGUAUAUACGAGUUUGUGGUGGUGUUCAUGUAGAACCCUCUCAUAAGUACUCUCAUGAGUAGAACUGCAUUAUGAUUUAGUUUAUAAUGUACCUGCCUCAUAUUCAGCUGCUCUGAGAUUAGAUAAACACAGCAGUUUUAUGAAGAUGUUAGGGCAUUUUAAAGCUACAGUCAGUCCAUUCUCGCUGUAGGUGUGAUCUUGUGGCUAAUCUGUUGGGUGAAUGCUGUUCUUUCUGCCUGUAGAUGAAGGUUCUUCUGAUCUAAGUGUGUUCCAGAUUGUAGAAGAAUAAAGGGGCUUUUUAAAUGCUGAUUAACAGAUUGACUGUAGCUUUAACGGUAUAUUUGUUGAAGAGCAGUACAUUUUUUCAAAGUGUUUGAGAUCAUCUAAGUCUUACAGACCUUCUUCAGGGGUCAUUUAUUCAGCACACACAGUUCACACACUCGACCUCCGCUGCACCGUGGUGAUAAAGCAGAUGAAUUGAUGGUUCUGUUUGUCCAUCUUUGUUUUUUACUCUUCAGACACUCAUAAUCAAUGUUCUUUUUAUUUCAGGGAAUUAUGCAUGACAUUUAUCUUUAUUUACUUAAUUUAUGUCAGUUUAUUUAUUUGUUUUGGAUUAUUUUUGUCAACAGAACAAUAAAGGAACUUAUUUGAAAAAGCACUAAAAUAA